ACUUGAUGCUCUUUGAUGUAUGAACCAACAGCAUUUGAUGUGUCGGUAUUUUCUUUCUGUUUUUUUUUUGUUUUAAUUUUUCUGUGUCUGCAGGAUUUCGUGCAGAAUCUGUCGAUCCUGUCGAGGGGAUCUCUGGACGAGAAGCUCCGAUGGGCGUUCACGCUGUACGACAUAAACGGUGACGGUUGCAUAACGCGCGAAGAGAUGACCGACAUCGUGUCGGCGGUGUACGACCUCAUGGGUAAGCUGGCCGAGCCCUGCAUCGACGACGACACCGUCAAAGAGAAGGUCGAUCGCAUAUUCCAAAAAAUGGACAAGAAUCAGGACGGCGUCGUCACUCUGGACGAGUUCCUCGAGUGCUGUCGCAUGGACGUAGACAUUUCCACCUCGAUGGCCGUCUUCGAUUCGUCCUUCUGACGGUCGCCCGUCGGCGCCCGACCUCCACCAUCGUGGACAUGAAGGACAGCCGACAAACACCGACAUUGUUGACAGAUACGAGGACGAAUUAUUGCGAGUAAACACCAAAUUCUCUGUGUGUGUGUGUUUCCCAACAACAACAACAACAACAGCAGCAACAAAAUGGACAUGGACAUCCAAACCGACCAAAAAAAUACUACUUACAUUUUUGCAAAGAAAGAAAAAACACAAAUAAAUAAGAUUACUAUACGAU
Molecule: messenger RNA, 670 nt
Organism: Nicrophorus vespilloides
Lineage: Eukaryota; Metazoa; Arthropoda; Insecta; Coleoptera; Silphidae
Product: calsenilin-like
Exons: 2
Coding region: 16-417 (133 amino acids)
Molecular function (GO): calcium ion binding
Source: RefSeq, a predicted model, not a curated record